CACCGCACUGGUGCUGGUGCACACCCCACCCUCGCAAUCCCGUCCUUCCAAACCGCUUUCCCCCGAACGCCGGGCGGCUGAACGCGUCCCCAUCCCCUCAUGGACGCCGCGAGCCGCACCUGGCCGCCGCCCAACCCCUCGCCGGCGCCCUUCUCCUCCCGGCUCCGCGCGUCCUCGGACCCCCACCGCCGCCGGCGCCGCCGCCACUCCAAGAAGCCCAAGCCGGAGCCGCCGGCUCCCCCGCCCAAGAACGCCCCCGUCUGCUCCGGCGCGGACUUCGAGUCCCUCCCGCCGGAGCUCCUCCACCGGGCGCUGUCCGCGGCCGGCGCCGCCGACGUCUCGGCCGCCAGCCGUGCGUGUCGCUCGUGGCGAGACGCGCUGCAGCCGCUCCGCGAGGCGGCGGCGCUGCACGCGCACGGGCGCCGCCUCAAGCACGGCUCCGCCGUUCCCGCCGGACUCGACGGCGAGAGGCGCGAGGCGGCGAGGCAGAGCGCGCUGGGUCUCUUCAAGCGGGCGGCGAGGCUGGGGUCCGCGGCUGCCAUGGUGGACGCCGGGCUGAUGUGCUGGGAGGAGGGGCAACGGGAGGAGGCGGUGGGGUACUACCAGGCGGCGUCGGAGCUGGGACACCCUGUCGGCAUGUGCAAUCUCGGAGUGUCCUACCUCGAAGCUGAUCCACCCCAGGCCGAGGAAGCUGUUAGAUGGUUUUAUCCAGCUGCAUCCGCAGGCAAUGUUCGUGCCCAGUACAACCUAGCCCUCUGCUUGCAGAAUGGAAAAGGAAUCAAGCGUAAUCAACGGGAAGCUGCAAAGUGGUACUUACGAGCUGCAGAAGGAGGGAAUGUACGAGCCAUGUAUAAUGUUUCCUUGUGUUAUGGCUUUGGUGAAGGGUUUACACCGGAUCCAGUGCGUGCAAAGAAGUGGCUGCAACUAGCUGCUGAUUGUGGUCACAGAAAGGCUCUUUAUGAGUCUGGUAUUAAACUCUGUGCGGCAGGAGACAAGAUCAGGUCUCUUAUGUAUCUAGAGCUGGCAACACGCCAUGGAGAAAGUGCCGCCUCACAUAUGAGAGAUGUAAUACUUGAAUCACUCUCUCCUGCGAAUGCCCAACGUGCCCUUUCAGAUGCUGAUAAAUGGCGACCGAAAUCUCUCUCUGCCAGAAGAUGAGCAGAUGGCUCCUACCAAACACUAACAACCCCUUUAUGGGGCUGGCCAUUAACUACAUCAUUUCCAAAUCAGGCGCUUCCCAAAGGGCCAAGUGGGCAUGUACGCAUCUACUUCCUCCGUCCGGAAUUAGUUGACAUUCAAACGGAUGUACCUAGCUCUGAAAUACGUCUAGAUACAUCCGUUUGAGCGUCAACUAAUUCCGGACGGAGGGAGUACAUCAAAAUCAUCUUCAUGUCCUUUGCCUUGGCUUGCUUGUAAAUCCUAUCAUUACAGAUUGUGACGGGGAAGUUGGUCAAAUGGCGAUGAGGGACACAAAGUAGUGGAAUGCUGGGUAAAACUGUAUAGUACAGCCCAAGAAAAGCUUUGGUUCAGCUGACCUGAAGACUGAACAAUUGCAUCUUUGUGAUAAGUAGAAACGAUUGGGUGCUAGUACUACUCUUUAGUCACCAAAUGUGUGAAAGGUGUAUAGUGCUGUAUCACAGUUGAAAGGAAUGAUGCAAACUAGAAUUGCAUCGCAUCUUUGUUUUGGUGAUUGAGGAAAUGUUGAAGAUAAAUAAUA
Triticum aestivum (bread wheat) is the source of this 1717-nucleotide messenger RNA. Its product is annotated as F-box protein At1g70590. Bases 100 to 1158 code for a protein of 352 amino acids. Lineage: Eukaryota; Viridiplantae; Streptophyta; Magnoliopsida; Poales; Poaceae. The record is from RefSeq and is a predicted model, not a curated record. Gene Ontology annotation, molecular function: protein binding. The transcript is spliced from 4 exons.